UCUAAAGCUUUGUAAAUAAAUUUCAUAUUUCACUCAAAAUUCACAAAUGAAAUUUGUGCUGACAAAAUUAACAAAAAUAUCGAGCUUCAACUAUGAUCAGCAAGGCAAGGACUGGCGUGUUCGUGACGGCAAGCAGCAGUCGCCAGUUCUAUUAGACAAAGACAGAGCUAUCAUGUCGGACGCGCCUAAACUAAGCUUCCUCAACUAUAACAAGAUACUAUCUGGUCCCUUGAUUUUGAGGAACAAUGGACAUACUGUAACUAUGCCUAUUCCAACUACUGUCGAUGGAACUCAACCUGCUGUUUGUGGCUGCAAGCUGGAAUGCGUCUAUAAGGCUGUGCAGCUUCAUUUUCAUUGGGGUUCUAGUGGCUAUAAAGGCUCCGAACAUGUUGUUAACUCACUCCGGCAAGACUGCGAAUUACACAUUCUGCAUCAGAAUGCUGCGUAUGAAAAUCAAAAGGCUGCUUUAAAAUCUCCAGAUGGGUUUGUAGUAUUGGGCAUACAGCUUAGGUCAACGUCGAGUCUUAAAAUCAAUGGACAUGCGCUUAACAAAGUAUGUAGUAAGGUAAGUUCAAUAAUAGAGGCUGGUAAAGCUACAGCAUUGAAAGGCGACUUUCGGUUAAGAGACAUAUUGGCUGGCAUCGACCGGCGAGAGUUCUUUACUUACGACGGUUCGUUAACUACACCACCGUGCACUGAAUCAGUGAAGUGGUUUGUUUUUCAAACCCCUAUUGAUAUGUCUGCAAAACAUUUGCAAAACUUCUGGCAAUUGAAGGACAGUCGUGGCAAACCUUUAUUGAAUAAUUACCGUAAACUACAUUCGCUUCAUAAUCGAAAAGUUUUUCUGCGCAUUCCUUUUACGCGCCAGUAAAUUUAAAUUUGAAAAAUGUAAAAGUCAAUGUGCUGGAAUGAUACUCUCAAACUUCAAUAACAUACUUUUAAAACCGCUGAGUUUUACAA
Molecule: messenger RNA, 960 nt
Organism: Drosophila busckii
Lineage: Eukaryota; Metazoa; Arthropoda; Insecta; Diptera; Drosophilidae
Product: putative carbonic anhydrase 3
Exons: 5
Coding region: 47-871 (274 amino acids)
Cellular component (GO): cytoplasm
Molecular function (GO): zinc ion binding; carbonate dehydratase activity
Source: RefSeq, a predicted model, not a curated record